Molecule: messenger RNA, 657 nt
Organism: Saitoella complicata NRRL Y-17804
Lineage: Eukaryota; Fungi; Ascomycota; Saitoellomycetes; Saitoellales; Saitoellaceae
Product: PRTase-like protein
Exons: 2
Coding region: 1-657 (218 amino acids)
Source: RefSeq, a predicted model, not a curated record
AUGUCUUUACCUUCAAACGUUACCGUCUCCAACCACGCCCUUGUCGCAUCCAAGGUCUCCCUGCUUCGCGCUGAGAGCAGCUCGUCAGUCUUUGUCCGACACCUGGUACGAGAGAUCAGUCUGAUUCUCGCAGUGGAAGCGAGUGGAAAGGUCUUCACUACCAAGGAAUGCGGAACGGGUACCAGUCCACUGGGUGUGGCGUUUGCGAAGAUUGGAGUCGAGCCUGCGGAUAUGUGUGUUGUGCCUGUUCUGCGGUCGGGUUUGGAAAUGACGGAGUCAUUCCUUACCAUCCUUCCUCACAACAUUCCCGUCCACCACAUUGGCAUCUAUCGCGAGAAGUCGACACUAUCGCCUGUGGAAUACUACAAUAAGCUUCCUCCUACUGACACCCCACCUACUACUGCGUUCAUCCUCGACCCUAUCAUCGCUACCGGUGGCACUGCAGAUGCCACAGUCAAUAUCUUGAGAGAAUGGGGAGUCAAGAGGAUCGUGUUUGUAAGCAUUUUGGCCAGUGAGCCAGGCUUGAGAAGGGUCAGUGAGGAGCAUGGAGACAUUGAGUUCAUUAUCGGAGCGGUUGAUGGAGAACUGAACGAGAAGGGAUACAUCGUUCCUGGUUUGGGUGAUAUUGGUGAUAGGUUGUUCCAUACAUUCCAAUAG